Messenger RNA from Penicillium oxalicum, 2973 nucleotides. RefSeq lists its product as uncharacterized. Bases 1 to 2973 code for a protein of 990 amino acids. Lineage: Eukaryota; Fungi; Ascomycota; Eurotiomycetes; Eurotiales; Aspergillaceae. The record is from RefSeq and is a predicted model, not a curated record. Gene Ontology annotation, biological process: protein folding in endoplasmic reticulum. Gene Ontology annotation, molecular function: protein binding. Gene Ontology annotation, cellular component: EMC complex. The transcript has 3 exons.
AUGCGGCUGGAGAGACCGCCCGCGCAACUCCACCCAAGCUCGACGCCAACACCACCUCACCCUCUACCAUCCCCCGUCAAAUGCCCCGAUCAUAGCAUAAUGCGGCUUCAAGUGGUAUUUUCCAUUGCCGCGUGCUUGUCGCCUGUGGCGGCUAUCUAUGCUGAUGAGGUCAAUCACAUUGACUUCCAUCACGCCCUCCUUGGUGCCCCCUCCCUCGACUCAACAUUCUUCCUGAAGCCCUCCUCCUCCUCCAACGCCUCGCUUCUCUAUACGAUUUCCGAGAAAUCAAUCGUUGGUGCUGUGAACCCUCGUGAUGGCUCAUUGAUCUGGCGCCAAGACUUAAGUCGAUCCGGCUCUUCGCCCGCUGGUCCAGCCAUCCUUCGUGGACUGGAUGGGAAUAACGCGGUGGUCAGCGCCGUUGGGGACUCUGUCGCCUCAUGGAGUGCCCAAGAUGGCAAAUUGGUUUGGGAAUCCCGACUUCACGAUGGCGUCGUGGCGGAUCUUGAGCUACUCGAGCUACAGGAUGCCAGCGCAAGCUCUAAUACAAGAGAUGUGAUUGUGCUGACCUCCAACAACGGUGCCGGGGUGAUGAGGCGGCUCGAUGGUGACUUGGGAAAGAUUAAAUGGGAACACAAAGACACCAGCGGUGAUAUCCCCUUCCAAGUGUCCUCCUCCCCAACAGAAGUCUUCUACAUUUCCCUCCAACCCGCCCUGUUGAAGGGCUACAGAAUCAAAGUGACUGCUCUCGACCCAAUCACCGGUCGCCAAUCUCGCCAUGUGAUUUUGAAUUCCGAGGGUGAUGUGACUGGCCAGGAAUCGGUCUUCUUCGUCGGUGCCAAUACCGCCUCUCCCCUAAUUGCCUGGGCAGACAAGUCGUUGAAAUCCCUCAAAGUCAAUGUGAUUGGCACGAAGCAUAUCAACACUCUGGCAAUCGACAAUGCCUCCGGUCUUGAGAUUGAGAAAAUUACGGUCCAUGCUCCUCAAAAGCUGAACUCGCUCGCUCAUUUCCUGGUCCACUACAAGACACAGACUGGUGCCUGGGCAGAGGUCUACCAUGUGGACAUGAAGUCCUCCGUUGUGACCAAAGCCUACAAUCUUCCAUACCUCCAAGGCCAGUCGGUCAUUGCCACGAACAACAUCAACGCCAACGUUUACUUCACCCGGGUGACUGAUACAGAGGCUCUCGUUGUCUCUUCCGCGUCUCACGGAAUCUUGGGUCGUUGGAAGGCCGAUGUGGCCACGAGCGACCCAAUACUGCACGCAGUUGCAGACGUUGUUACUAAGGGCAAGACGGUCGCCGUGCGCUCAGCCAUUGUCCACGAGUCUGGAGACUGGUCUUUGAUCCGCAAUGGUCAGACUGAGUGGACUCGCCCAGAGGCCUUGGUUCACACACUGGCUGCUGCAUGGGCUGAAGACGAGGACUUGGAAGAUCUUGCCCAUGAACUUGAAAUUGAAGGUCACGAAACUCUUCUUGGCGCCUAUGUCCACCGUGUGAAGCGUCACCUUCGUGAUCUCCAACACUUCCCCGAGUGGGUCAAGGACCUUCCCAAACGUAUCAUCACUAGUAUCCUCAGUGAUGAAGUUUCCAAUCUUGAUAGCUUCGGUGUUGCACAGUCUGUGAUCUUGGCUACCAAAAAGGGGCGUAUUUACGCACUGGACACCGGUCGUCAUGGUGUCAUCAAGUGGAGCAUCCAAGCUGAGAAGACUGCUCACUGGGACGUCAAGGCCGUUCUCACGAACCCUGGCUUAGCCGAGGUCUAUCUUGGUGAUGGCAGCUCAGUGCGUGUGAACAGCACCACUGGAAAAAUUCUCGCGCGGUCUUCUCCAACGGAUGUCAAGCUAGCAACCGUUGCCACCAUCAACCAACAGACUGGCUUGGCGGUGUCCCAAAACCGUGCUGUCGGCAUUCGUGAGGAUGGAUCUCCGGUCGCACCUCUCGGAGCCCUGGAUGGAUUUUUGGUAACUACAAGCCAAGAUGGCCGUCUUCUUGGCUGGGUUGAAACAGACAGCAAGUCACCUGUUUGGGACUUCGUUCCUCCCGCGGGUCAAAGGGUUGUCAAGGCUGUGAGCCGCCCCUCGCAUGACCCUGUUGCAUCAAUUGGCAAGGUUCUUGGCGAUCGGUCUGUUCUGUACAAGUACCUCAAUCCCAACUUGGUUUUAGUGACUGCCGUGAAUGAGCAAGAUCACACCGCAGGCUUCUAUCUCCUUGACGGAGUUUCAGGCAAGGUUCUGUACUCGGUGAGCCGUGCUGGUGUUGACCCAACCCAACCCAUCACGUCUGCCAUUUCUGAAAACUGGUUCGCUUAUUCCUUCUUCGGAGAUGCCGUCGGCGAAUCCUCUGCCAAGGGCUACCAGCUAGUUGUGUCAGAGCUCUACGAGUCACCCAUUGCAAAUGAUCGUGGUCCUCUUGGCUCAGCUGGAAACUACUCCAGUCUUCACAACGGGCGCGGUAACAGCCUUUCGCUCCCUCACGUUGUUUCGCAGUCAUUUGUCAUUGCUGAGCCUAUCUCUCACAUGGCUGUCACCCAGACCCGCCAGGGUAUCACUGUCCGACAACUCCUGUGCGUUUUACCAUCCUCCAACGCUAUCGUGGGGAUUCCUCGUCAGGUGCUGGACCCUCGGCGCCCUGUCGAUCGUGAUGCCACCUCUGCCGAGGCGGAGGAGGGAUUGUUCCGCUAUGCGCCUUUCCUUGAAUUUGAUGGGCGAUGGUACUUGACUCACUCUCGUGACGUGACGGGCAUCAAAUCAAUUCUGACCGGGUCAACUUUGUUGGAGAGUACCGGAUUGGUGUUUGCCUAUGGAGGCGACAUUUUCGGCACCCGGACUACUCCCAGCCAAGCCUUCGAUAUUCUUGGCAAGAGUUUCUCAAAGUUGCAGCUUGUUCUCACGGUCGUGGCUUUGACAGGUGGUGUGAUUUUCUUAGCCCCUCUGGCACGGGCCAAGCAAGUCAACAUGUUGUGGAAAUCUUCUUAG